AGGAAAUAGUGGAAGACAGGGACUAUAUACACACAACACAGGGAAACGAGCAACGAGAGGCAGGUGAGACACCGAGACACAGGUGAAGACAAUCACAGAGGAGGGAAAACUGAGGAAGUACAACAAGACUAGAAACACGGGGAAUAAACUACUACAAAAUAAAACAGGAAACACUGAAAACGGAUAAUAAAAACACUGAGAACAUGAGGUAACCGGAGUCAGACACAAACUAAAAACUUACAAGACAAGACUACAGGGGAACAGAAACGCUAGGGAAAAUCACAAAGAAAAUACACUCUAGAGAAACACAAAUCCAGGAAAUAACUAAAAACCAGAACAUAUCAUGACACUUUCUCCUCUUCAUAAUGAGAACAUCAGAUCCUGUAAACCCAUCCAGCUCUCGGUGAGUCUGCAGGAUCUCAGUGUGAUCUCUAACAGGGUUAACUAGUUAAAGGUGGGAUAGGCAGGAUUCGUUUUUGUGGUGUUUAGCUUUAAAUAUCAGUCAAUAGCUGUUAGUUAUUGAUGACAUUUGGUAAUAUAACGAUACCGCUGUGUUUUGUUAUGUCUGUAUAGUCAACAUUUUAAAUUUUUUGAGCGGCCCGCUCUUUCUGACUGUAAACAAAGUCAUUCUCUGCCUCCCCCAACCUGAUUGGUUGUGAGGCAGAUGCUGCUCCCUCAUGUUGUGAGGCACGCUCCACGUCUUCCAAUAACGUGCAUGAGCUAAGACACAGUUAGCGUGCUACAAUAUUGGAGAGUAGAAACCAACCAGAAAGUACAGAAAACACAAGCAAUAAAACAAAGUAAAUACCGGAGACUCUGGUGGAAUAACGGGCGCUUAAAACGGAGGUAGACUGACUGGACAAGAGCUAAGAAGCCCGGUCAACAUCAACAUAAACGAUGGGGAACACUUCAGGAUUUUACAGACUCUGUAACCUUUCUGCUGGACAGGUAAACUGCUUUAACAAAGUAAGCUAAGUGUCUGUAACAGAAGUGUUUCUUGUGCGAGCAGGAGUGUCUGUUUGUGGUUGGGAGGGUCGUGUUUACAAUCACGAUUUCUCCUAAAAAACCGUCACUUCCUCAGAUCCUGCCUACCCCUCCUUUAAUCUCUAACAGGUUAACCAGCUGUCUCAUCCUCAGGUGAAAGCAUCCGGGUGUCUGAGUGUUUAUCUGCUGCUGUAGCUGGAGGCGGCCAAUCAGAGGCCUGCCUGAGCCUCUGUUAACUGCGGCUCUCCUCCUGCAGCCGCAUCAGAGUCUGGAUGUUACUGUGAGGGGAACAGAAACCUCACAGCACCAUGACUCUACAGACACAGAAACAGGACGCCAUCCAUCAGACCUCAACGCCGCCCUGAACCUGCUCACAACUUUCAUCCUCCCCCCCGACUCCCCGGAUGUCCCCCCUCCCUCUGUCACCCAGCCAGAGGGGAGGAGAGGCAGAGAAACGUGGGAGGAGAGAGAGAGAGAGGGAUAGUGAGGGGGAGAUAAUUAGAAAAGAGCGCUGGGAGGGAGAGGAUCAGUCACCUGAGCUCAAGACUGCAGGUAAAAACUGUCAGAGGACGAACGAGAGAGGAGUAAUGAGAGAGAGAGGAAGAGAAAGAGAGGAAGAGAGGAGGAGGAGGAUAGAUGACCUGCGAUUUCAUCAUCCCUCCUUCCUCACAGAGGUCCUCAGAGAUCUCAGGCUGAGACUCUGAUCAGUCGAUCGUCUGUGGACUUCCUGACUCUGAAUCGUCUCUGAUGGACGGGUCUUUAUCUUUCUAUUCAGGUCCAGUUUGAGAUCUCACUUUACUCUGGUCUGCUGGAUCUGGAUCAUCAUAAAUCUAAGGUUCCUGGCUCUCGAUCUUUCCUGGUCUCCUGUUACUUUGUUUGUGGCCUCUUAGCUGUAGUUCCUGUCAGCUGUAGUUGUAUUUUCCCCUGAGCCAUGUUGGCGUGCAGAGCGACGUGUACGGCAGCAUGCAGAGUGGCGUGCAUGGUGGCGUGCAUUGAUCGAUGUCUCUCAGUGUUUUCAGUUUUUAAUGACAGCAGCAGCAGCAGAGCCGAACACUGAUCAGACCCUCACUCCUGAAAUAAAGUCAUGAUGAUGUCAGAGACUCUCCUCCUCCUGAAGGUUUAUAAUCAUCUCUCUCUCUCUCUUUCUCUCUCUCUCUCUUUCUCUCUUUUUCUCUCUGAGCGACUAAUUAAUCAUCUGAAGAAGAUGAGGAGGGAAGAGCCAGCGGAGGAUCUGAUCCAUCAUCACUGUUUAUGCUCUUUCAUUCUUUAUCUCUUCACGUCAAACAUCAGCAGCUCAUCCAGAGAGACGGGAAAACCUGCAGAGAGUCAACAGUCUGACCUGAACCCUGACAGAGAGAGAGAGAGAGAGACUCAUAACCUCCGUAAACUAUAAUAUGUAAUUAUCUUAAAGGCAUGGUUGACGAUUGGAGAGAUUGGUAAUUAUUAUGAACCUCGUUUCUAUGGCAAUCAUGGUCCUAUCGUGCGAUCUCCACCAAGUGAAGAGAGGAAAAAAUCUGUUCACCCUAGUAGGUGCAGAGCUGCAAAAACAUUGACCUCUCCAUCCAAUCACCUCGCUGUAUUCGACACACCCCUGUCCCGUAGAUCCGACUCGUCCCCUCCCACUCUCCCGGCCCUCCUCUGAGCUCUGAGCGGCUAAAAGUAGCAUAGCAUCAUAGCUACAGGAGCUGUGAUGGAGAAGGACGUGAAAAGAAACCACUUCUGCUUGCCCCACCGUCAAAAGGGGGAAGAAAACGCAAGUCAACAGAAGAAAGAGCGAAGACGGAGAGGAAAUGUGACCAAGUGAGGAAUCUAACUCGAAUAAACAUCGGGUCAUCCUUCAAGCGGUGGAGAAAGCUCCGCCAGGAUUUGGGCCUGAAAACAGACGCAGAGACAGCAGAGUUUUUGUUGAACAGAUAAUGUUUACCUUUUAUCGUGGCACAUGUAACAUAAAUAACUCUUAUUAGUCUCUGCAAUGUCGACACAGUAGCUGUCGAGAAAGCUGCAGAUGGCGCUUGCUAGCAGAGCUGGCGUUUACUGCCGCUAGUCAGUAGAAAUCCGACAUGGUGAAUCCUAUUUGAAGCUAGCGUAGGAUCUUCUGCCGCGGGGGUGAGGGAGUGUGUCGUAGGGAGGGCGAUACAGGUUCAGGGGGGAGUUAUCGUGGAGAACCGAGGGGAGAGGUUUGUGUGCCUCAAAUCUGCCUCAACGGCUCAGUUUUUUUCAACUGCUUCUCAGAUCCUCAACCAUGCAUUUAAAACACACUGAAUCUGGACUGAUGAUGCGUCUGUCCGUCGACCUCUGAACUCUAAGGUUUGACUUUAACACCACUGAAAGAUUUGAAAGUUUUUUGCUCACAGGUGUGGAAACAUUUCUCUGGAUUUUCUCUUGUUUACCAGUUAUGAAGCUGAGUGAGUGUCUCUGCAGGAUCUGACCCGGCCGCAGACCUGAUUUCUCAACUCGUGCGUCAUCAGGCUGCUGGAAACUACAUUUUUCUCUAAAAGCGCGCUUUCCAGUGGUGCUCUUAUAAAACUGUUUUCUGCUCUGACGUUUGACAAACUAAACAAGCAGACCUACUGUUUAAAACCCCCCAGAGAGAGAGAGAGAGAGAGAGAGAGAGAGUCUGAGCAGGAGAGAGAAGCUGACGCUGAAGCCAGUCAGUCCCUGUUUCUCUCCGAGUGCAGCUCUGAGUAAUAGAAACAUGUCAGGAGACACUGAACGCAUUGAUUUCUCUCAACACACAGAGAAAGUGAUCAUCAGACUGCUUCAGCAGGAGAUAAACAAGAGAGAGAGGAGGAGGAGGAGGAGGAGGAGGAGGAGGAGGAGGAGGGGAUAAUGUGCAUCCUGAUGUUCAGAUCUGUAAAACAAAUGAGGCUGUAAAGGUCAGAACAGACUGAUCCAGAGAGAAGAGGAAGAAGAAUAGAGAAGAAAAUGAGCAAGAAGAUGAUGGUGAUGAUGACGAAGGUGGAAAACAUUUUUUUUCAUUUCCCAUCAGGUAAAAUCAGCUGAUCCUGCUGCAAAGAACCAACAAACACCUGAUCAGAUGUGCAGAUAUAAACAGGUGUAAAUCUGAUCAGAUAUUGAUGAAUAAACAGGUGUGACUCUUACAAGUUAAAAAAGUUCCCAGGUUGACGUGGGCCCGCUCUAAAGUCUGAGACUCUAACGCAGACUGUUUUCCUCUCUGCAGCUGAUAAAUGAGUCUCAAUUAGAGCCCACUUUUCUGAGGGUUCACUGCAGGUCAGAUGAAAAUGCUAAACUGAGAAAAUGGCCUGAAAGCAGGAGGAUAAUACGAUCUAAAGUUACAGUGAUUAAUGAUGAGGAAGAAACGUAAACUUUUGCUUUAAAUGGAGCGUUUCUCCAACUCUGAAGUUCAACUUUCACAAUAACACUGAACAAACUUUAUACGCUGCUGUUUAUACCUUUAAAAAGGAUGUACAGGUGUGCUGUGAAGAGGUUUGAAAGCUUUUCCAGCGUUCACCUUUAGACGUUGAUUUUGCAUUGAGAUCAGAGUUAAUGAGGAAAUCUGCUCCUGUUACAGGAUUCAACACAUAACCAGUGAUUCUCAGUAUGAGUGAUGGGAAGAGCUGUUCUUUUGACUGUACUGAAUCUUUAGAAUCCGUUCAUUAAAAUGAUUCGUUCAAAAGAUUCGUCCACCGAAUCAGUCAGUGCUCCGGAGCCCCGUCCAGCUGGGCGCAGUACACGAGUGAGUGACACAGUGGCGUUGAUCGGGGGUUUCGUUCACCUAACGAACCCCUCCCCUGGUGCUGAACAAAACGCACAGCGUCGUUCACUGGGUGACAUGUCGUUCAUUCGCCAAGUCCUGAAGGGAGAAUGAGUCCCCUGCCCUGAAAAUCUCACCUCUCUGUGCGCUGCCGAUGUUCCCAUCAUGGCGCAAGUGAAACAACACAACAGCAAGCAGCACGCCCGCUUAACAAGCGCGAGUCGUUGUUCUUCUUUAUUCCGGAAAAGUGGAGAGAUUAAAAAUGAAUAAACUGUAGCAGGGAGUCUGAUACUUUUAAAGAUCGUUUUGUUCACAGUCUGACUGAAACAUGUCGUUUAUUCACUGUGAGCAAAUCACAAGACUCCGCCUACCUGCUCGCUCACUCGCAGGCUCUGUGUCGUUCGCAGCUGAGCUCAACUGAACUGAGAAAGGAACGACUCAGGUCUUGAAAUGAUUCUGUUCACGUCGUUCACUCUGCAGUUCCGUUCUUUUGAGUAUGAAGCAACAUUUACUGAGUGUCAGUCAGACUCUCAUCGUCACGCCUUGAACUGUUAAUCACAGCAGCUGAACUUUGUCAGUGUUUAGGCUCCGCCCCCAUCACUCCACACAGUUUGACACUUAAAUGCAAAAAACUAGAGACUGAUGGGAAAAUAUCCGAGGUUGAUAAUUGAUCAAAUAUAUUAAAUCCACAGCAGACAGUGAACAUGCAGAUAACUCUGCAGCCCAUGUUUAUAUUACUAAUAUUUCUCAGUGGAGCUUUAUCAUGUGCUGCUGAUUUAAUGUGACAUUUACUGACUGUCACUGCUGUUAUACUCAUUACAAUGACUGUCAGAACGAUGCCUUCAAUGACCGCUGAUGACUGUAAACACAUCACGUUCAGACUUCUCAUUUAGACAGAGCUGUUAUCAGGAAAGCCACACACACAUGCACACACACACACACACACACACACACACACACACUGAUCUCCCUGGAAAAACUGUUGACAUUUGAACACAUCGUGGUGAAUCCUCAAUGACCAGGCUGAAGGAGACCUGACUCCCCGAGGACCAGGAGGAGGAGGGAAGGUGUCACCGCAGCAACCAGCGUCGUCCUAAUGACCAUUUUAUACACUGACUGUGCUCCUCCUCCUCUUCAUCACCUGCGGCAGGAUUAUGUUAAUGAGACAUGACAGAGCGCAGGAGCGAGCAGGUGAAGAAGAACAGAGCUGGUUUGUGCCCUCCAGGGGCCGAGCGCAGAUCCAGAGCGGAUUUCUGGUUAUUGAGGCUGCGGUGCAAAGCACUGAUUUAGGUGAUGGAUGGAGUGAUAAAGAGAAGGAGAAUGAGGGAGAAAACGAGGGAGUGAAACGAGGUAGUCGGCUGAAGGACGAGAGUUCAGGGUCUGAGUUGAGCCGAUUUACAGGAGGAAAAGGAACGUUUUGAAGGCUGCAGGGCUGAGAGCAGAAAGAUUCAGUUUUAUUCUUCUGUUCAAACUAAAAACCUUCAACCAGAGAUUAUCACCCUCUUCACAGAGUCCCCUUUAACAUUACUGUCCACAUGCUGCUGCAUUAAAUCAGAUUUAUACAAAGGGAAGAACAGGAUUGGUUUUGGAUCGGCAUUUCCUGCCAAAUUCUGACUUGAAUUAUGAGUUUAAACGGCUUUUACACACAUUUAUACAUCUGUGCUGCAGUCUGAGGCGUGUUUAGGUUACUGUUUGUAUUCUGAGUAGAAUCGACCAAUAGGGUGUCAGCGAGCUUAAAGGUGGGGUAGGCAGGAUUCCGUUAAAGAAGCAUCUUUUUUGUGGUGUUUAUACAAAAAAGCUUUUAAUAUCAGUCAAUAACUGUUAGUUAUUGAUGACAUUUGGUAAUAUAAUGAUAUCGCUGUGUUUUUUUUAUCCCUGUGUGAUCAACAUUUUACAUUUUUUGAGCGGCCCGCUCUUUCUGACUGUUCAAGUCGUUCUCCGCCUUCUCCAACCUGAUUUCGAACAUUAUUUAAUCAAAUAAGACAAUAAAAUACAAAUCAGGAAGAAAAGAAAACCAACAACAAUGUCCGAAAAGGAAAAGGAGUACGGAAAAUCGUCUGAAUCCUCCUUUGACCACGACUGCCAACACAAGCAAGAAAAGACCAGACAAGAGCUAAAAAGUCGGGUCAAAAUCAGCAUAAACACUCGGGGACACUUUGGGAUCUUUGUGACCCUGAUACGAUACGAGCGAGCAGGGGCGUCUGUAUGUGGGCGGGGCUUGCUAGAGCAAAGAGGGAGGGGAGAGGAGGAGGAGCUGAGGGGAGGGUGGUGUUUGCAUUCAAGAUUUCUCCUAAAAACUGGCACUUCCUCAAAUCCUGCCUACCCCACCUUUAAGCGUCUGCAGGAAAAACAGUCUGUAUGGAGAGCAAAAGCAGGAGAAACAUAAUCCACCAUACAGAGUAUUUAUUACCACUGACUGUCUCUGAACUAAUCAGAGAUCGACUGAAAUCGUAAGAACUAAAGGAAGAAGUUGUUUCUGACUGUAAUAAAUGAGACAGGAUGGAUGUAAAGGAUGAUUUGCAGGCUAACGCAGAGGCAGAAAAGCUUCACAUGGUCUCUGUCUUCAAGCAAACCUUCAGCAAACUCGUUCCCUCGUAUCAAAGACAGGAUAUCAGUCAGAGGACUUCCUCUUAUCGUGUUAGCGGGGAAGCUUCUUACGCAAUGAGAGCGAUAAGAGCCAGAGCAGGAGGCAAAGAGGUAAAUCACAGCAGGAAGGGGAGAGGGAGACAGAAAGAGAAGCCCAAGGGGGGUGAAGAAGAGCAGAAUGAAGAGGAGACAUGGAGGGGAGGGAGGAGAGCUAACGCUGUGUUUCAUCACUGUCAGAAGCGGGCCCCGUCGCUCGGCAUGCUGGGACGGAGAGAAAAGGAAGGAGGAGACGCAGGAGGGAGUUCCAGCUCAGUAAACUCAGCUCAUUUAUCUGUAAUCUUCCUCCAGAUAAUGUUCCUCUGACUCAGUUUGUUUGUCGACUCACAGAGAGACAGAGUUAGAGAGAAAGACAGAGUUAGAGAGAGGGAGAGUUAAAGGAGAGAUCUCUGCAGACUGAGGAGGAUAUGUUCAUUUAAGUCCAUCCUGACAGCCUUGGGACCAUCACUGGCUGCUUUCACUACAGUAUCUAAAACUGGAGGCUGAUUCUUUUUUUAAAGUUACAACCUUGAAGCUUCUGUUUAGAGAGGAUGACCCUUUAAUUUGAGAGCUGACAUGGAUGAAAUCUGUGAGAGCUGCCGAUGGUCCUUGUGGAAUAAAUAUGGCCUGAGCGAGAGAUGAAAUCCUGGAUGCACACAGACCAUGAGUUAAGCUUUACAGUAAAGAGGCCAAAAGAGGAAAUAUCCCAGUAUGCUGUGUGAUUAAUCUUUAACACGGUGCAGCUGAUAUAUAACGUGUUUGGAUGAGUCUGUCCUCAGGUGUUCCUCAAGGACCUCUCCUCAGCCCAAUACUGUUUUUAUUCCACAGUACAACUAAAUCUGACUGUAUGCAGAUGAUACUGUAAUUUACAUGCACAAUGACAAUCCAGGUUGAAGCAAAGAUCUACAGAUUAUUCAUCCAUCCAUCUAUUUUCUACUGCUUAUCCCAUUGGGGGGUUGUGGGGUGCUGGAGUCUAUCCCAGCAUCUUGGGGCAAAGGGGACAACCUUGACAAGUCGCCAGUUUAAUGCAAGGCUGACAUAUAGAGACAGAGAGACAUUCACACCUACAGGCCACUUGGAAGUGACCAAUUAACCUAAAAUUAAAUCAAAUCAAAUGCAUCAGAUUUCAUAUGGCGCUUUAUCAGAGAUCCUUAAAUUGCUUUACAUUGGAUACAUCAUUCAUUCGCUCACACAGUCACGGCUUGGCGGUGGUAAACUACCUUAGUAGUCACAGCUGCCCUGGGGCAGACUGACGGAAAUGUGGCUGCCAGUUUGCGCCUACAGCCUCUCCGACCACCACCACACAACACUCACAAUCAUACACCAGUGGAGGACACACUGGGAGCAAGGUGGGUUAAGUGUCUUGCCCAAGGACACAACGGACAGACUCAGGAUAGGGGGGAAUCGAACCGCUCUACCUCUUGAGCUACUGCCGCCCACAUACCUAACCCCACUUCUGCAUGUUUUUGGGAUGUGGGAGGAAACAGGGGUACCUGUAGUAAACCCACACAGACACAGGAAGAACAUACAAACUCCACACAAAAAUGCCCUGACCUAGAUCCAUGUUUACGUGAACGGUUCAGUGAAGCAACAGUUUUAGCUCAGUUAGGUGAUUCAACUGGACUACUGUACCUGUCCCAGUCUACAAGUACCAGGUGAGAUUCAGCUGAUUGUGCAGAUAGUGCACAAUAUAAGGUGACCAGAUAUCCUCAAUUUCCAGGGACCAUCCCCAUAUUGGAUGACCUGUCCCCGGCUAAAGCUGUCCCUGGAAAUGUCCCUAAAUUAGCGUUUUAUGAAUGAGAAUAAAAAUAUUGCAUGUAGACAAGAACAAUGAUUAUUUCGGUAGCAGAGAAGGUCGGAAGCGCAAGUAAGCAUGUUGUGCACAGUCCUGAACAACAGUUUUUAUGGGGGGUUAUUACGGGGGGCGUGCGCUGCUACUAAGUAGUGCUGAGAUGUUGUCUGUGGUCACGCAGCAGGAUGUCCCCGGUGGUCAUCUUAGUACAAGAUAAAAGUUUGAUUCCCUUUACAUCCCGAGGAGCUGUCUGAUGUGGUUCAACAUGUGGUCAGCAUCCUCCUUGGCUGGUUUCUCCAGAGGACUCUAGAUAUGACCACUGAUGAGGACCAAGAUGUGAACCCAUAUCAUCUGGCCUUGAAAUUCCUGAUUUUCCAGGAGAAGGUGGGAAACAUUGCUGUGCAAGGAGACCUCUGGUUUAAUCAUUCCUCCUCCUGCGUUUACAGCCAAACAUGGAUCAGAGCAAAAAGGAAAACCAUGUUUGGAUAGAUGUUGUCUUCAGAGUUUUUCUGUCUGAGUGAGCAGUCUUUUUUUUUUGCUGGUUUCAGAGUAACACGGCUCAGAUUGUCUCCCGAGGGGAGGAUAAAGUCUGAGGAGCUUCUUCAGCAGCCGUUUGCUCUCCUAAUGGUGACAAAUAAAGAUGUGACGGAUAGGAACGAUAGAAAGACGGGAGUGUGGCUGAUGGAAGCUGUUAGAUGAAGAACAGCAGAGAAAGCUGCAGCUGCUUUCCCUCAGAGCAUCUGCCUGUAAUGAAUCAGCGUCAUUAUGAGGCCUGAGGAGACGCUGUCGCAGUGCUGCAGAGCUGCUGUUCAGACGCCCGAGGAGGAAACAACACCAGCGACCACAUCACAGCUGAUAACCAUCAGGAUGAGGAGGGCAGACGGAGAGAGAGAGAGAGACAGACUGAUGCAGGACUGAGUUUUGACUCUGCUGCAGCCUGUCACAGUCAGCAGGACGCCAGAUUAAUGUUUUGACCUUUGCAGUGGCAGCUGCAGUGAUUUCCAACAUAUUUAUGAUCAUUACUUCCUGUCUCCUGCCGACACGUCCCAUCACCACCACGCCGCUCUGAACGGCGAGGAGCCUGGUGGAAAAACACUGAAACAGCAUCCAGACAAAAUGACAGAGAGCAGAGGAAAUAUCAGGACAGAACACCGAAAAUAGGACAGCUGCUUCCUGAUUGGCUGUCAGCUGUAAAUCAUAAAUCGUUCUAUCAGGCAGUUUAACCUCCGUUUUAAACCAGAUCUCCAUUUUAGAUUUUAACUAACCCUGGAAACCUCUCUGACAUUUUAGGUCCUCAUAACUCACUCAAGACUUCUGGAACGUCUGUUGGAUCUGUUUCAACCUCCACAAAGUCUUCAAAAACCUUGAGCAGGACUUUGAAAACUUCUUCAAGGACCUCUGAAACCGUCACAAGGACAUUUCAAAACCUUCCCAGGAAUCUUUUCGACCAUUUCAACACUAUCAAGGACCCCUAGACCCUCAAAAAGAGAUCUGGGACAAGUUAAAACUGGUGACUUAUCAUGACUUCAAAACCUUUUCAGGAUCUUCAGGGUAGCAAAACCUUCACAAGAACAUCUUGAGGUUUUAAAGUAAUUACUUAGCUAUCUUAACUCUCCCCAGGACCUCAAAAACCAUCUUAAAGACUUUCUCAAGGGGAUCUAAAACCUUCCCAGGGAUCUUCCACCUCCAACAACUUUCGAAAAACUCUACAAGGACAUCAAGAACAUUGACAAGGACCUCUAAAACAGCUUUAUUCAUCCUAAACCUUCAAUGACUUAUUAACGCUCAGAUCCCCAAAGUUCCCAUGAGGACCUCUGAAACCUGAAAUGCUCUUCCAAAAAUGUCUCAAAGACCUCUCACACCACCUCAAACCCUCUCAAGAACCUUUCACAGCUCCACAAACCCUCUCAAGAACCUUUCACAGCUCCACAAACCUUCUCAAGAACCUUUCACAGCUCCACAAACCUUAAUAAGGACUUCUCACACAUCCACAAACUUUCACAAGGAUCUCUCAGACCUUCACAUAGAAUCCCCAACAUUGCCUGUGGUCUUAAGGACCUUCCAAGCCUUCAUAAGGACAUCCAAACUUUCUCAAGGACUUCUUGAGAUGUUGCAGUGUCUUAAUAGGACAUCUAAACCACCAGAAAAAACACUUCUUGAGGACAUCUGUAACAUCUCCAAGUGUCCUGUAGCCUGAAUGAUACACUGCACAACCUCAGAAAAGGACCUGGAAACUCCUCAAAGACUUUCAAGGCCUGCUUCAAAUUUCUAGGGGACCACAAUGACCUUUCAGAUCCUCUUAGAAAAAAGGACCUCUAAACCUUUGUAGCCAUCCAAAGACCUCUAAAA
Molecule: messenger RNA, 11462 nt
Organism: Xyrichtys novacula (pearly razorfish)
Lineage: Eukaryota; Metazoa; Chordata; Actinopteri; Labriformes; Labridae
Source: the annotation of a GenBank genome assembly